AUGGUGCGCCUGACGGUGGAUCUUAUCCAACAUUCCUUGUCGUACCUCAACCCGCUCAAGGAGAGGGAGCUUGAUCUCCGAGGACACAGAAUACCAACCAUCGAGAAUCUUGGUGUCGCGGGCCCACAAGAUGCGAUAGAUUUCACCGACAAUGACAUCCAGAUCCUCGGCAACUUUCCGCUGUCCCCACGGAUACGCACCCUCCUGCUCGCGCGUAACCGCGUCGCCUCGAUCCAGCCCACCUUGCCCAGCUCGAUCCCCAACCUGACGAACCUGGUGCUGGCGUCCAACCAGCUGACGGAGCUGGCGGACCUGGACGUGCUGGGCAAGUUUGUGCGGCUGACGCAGCUGGUGCUGAUGGAUAAUCCUGUUACGAAGAAGGAGCAUUACCGGUAUUGGGUGGUAUGGCGGUGCCCAACGGUGCGAUUCCUGGACUACCAGAAGGUCAAGCAAGCGGAGCGUGACAAGGCUGCCGAGCUGUUCGGCACGGCCGAGGAGCCAACGGAGCUUGCUUCCAAGAUCAUGGGCAUCAGGUCGACAGGCUUCAAUGCGGCUGCGGCCAACGGCGCGGCGGCGCCUCGGUCGAGAAUGAAGCGCCUGAAGCUUACGGACAAGGAGAAGCAGAGGCUGCAGGAGAGGAUCAAAAAGGCAGGCAGCCUGGAGGAGAUCAUACGGCUAGAGAAGGACUUGGAGGAGGGUCGACUGCCUCCUGGCAUCCUGAGCGAAGAUGCCAUGGAGGAGUAA
This is a messenger RNA of Cryphonectria parasitica EP155, 744 nucleotides long. Its product is annotated as L domain-like protein. Gene Ontology annotation, biological process: mRNA splicing, via spliceosome. The coding region runs from base 1 to 744 and encodes 247 amino acids. NCBI's taxonomy places the organism in Eukaryota, Fungi, Ascomycota, Sordariomycetes, Diaporthales, Cryphonectriaceae. The record is from RefSeq and is a predicted model, not a curated record. Gene Ontology annotation, cellular component: U2 snRNP. Gene Ontology annotation, molecular function: protein binding; U2 snRNA binding. The transcript is spliced from 5 exons.